AUAAUCGAAGAACUUUCAAAAUUAUAGAACGUCAUGUCCGAUGUCAGUGCCGUAGUUUUGAAGAUUUUCCAAAAUUUUAUUUACAACACCUUCAGAUGUGUUGUCCGUAUUGGUUUUUUUGCUAGUAUAUAUAUUUUUAGAUGUUUGCGUUCGUAGUGAUAUUGGCGACUGUCAUAAUCGCGUUCCGCAUGUGGAACAUGAUGGACCACGGCGAGAACGACAAAGGCACCAAGGUCCUGACCAACGGGAGCGAGGGUACCUUCGUCCACUUCUGGCAUUACUUUAUUGACCAAUAUGGACUACCGUUCGGGCAUAUUUGCAUUAGUUUUUUGUAUGCUGUCUACACAAGAUUCACUUUGUUCAACGUGACAAUAUUCUUCCUGAAGUACGUUCCUACUGGGAUGUAUAUGUAUAAGUUCUUGAAGAACAUUUAUAUAACGUCACGGGAGAGAAUAAAACAGAAGCAAAUAGAGCUGGAGGACAUACAACUUCAGAUUCAAAUAGUGAACACGAAGUUAUGCGUGCGUGACGCGGAGUUCACGGAGCGCGCGGACCAGCUACGGCGUGACGUAGAGCGACUGAGGAGAGUACGGGAGCGCGUGAGGAAUAUCAUCGCGGCCGAUGAAGCCCUACGGCGAGCCUUGGACGGUGCAGCCCUAUGGGAUGGGGACCAGGAUACCAGCGUGCACACCACGCCCGAACAAGAUCGGGAAUUUAUCGUGGAAUUGCUGAAGGGUUUGAAGUACGAAAAUAUGGGGAUGCCUGAGCGUCAAUCUGAGAAGAUGGAAUGUGGGGAGCAUGCUCAGACGGAGCCCCAUACCCCAGAGACUAGCGUAUAUUCCUCGUUGAGCGAUAUGGACAUCAAGCAAGACUGCCGCGUCAAGAUCGUCAAGGUCACCAACGUGUACAAAGUCGCCUAUCUCAAGCACUUUAUCAAACAAAAGCGACUAAGACGUGCCCAUAAACAUGCGCUUUUGAAGAAAAGGAUGGAAAGCAUCAAAAAGCUGUUAGAAGACUGGCAGAAAUCGUUGAACAUGGUGAUAAACAACAAGCUGACGAUCUUGAACAUGGAUUCGCGGAUCGACGUGGCGUCUCAAGAGGCGAUGGGCGAUUAUUCUAAGCCUACGCUUCGGGAAUCCUCCGACUCGGACUCUGACCUUCGGAAUAGUGGCACCGACAUAUCUUACGACGAGUACAGUCUCAGCUGGACGCAAAACCCUUACAGAAGUUACUGUUACAAUUAUGAGCAGGAGAUUCCUGACCCGGGCAUGACUCGCGAGUACGGCGAGCCGCAGGACUUUGGCGAGAUGAAGUAUCCCCUGCAUCCAUGCGAAUGCCCUGAGCCUAGGAAGCUGUGUGUUCUGCCCGAGGAGACCACCAGCCAGGUGGCCAUCGAGGAGAUCAAGAGCGACGACGACUACGCGUGCCAAGAUCGCGUCGUAGCGUAACGCUAUUUUAUUUGUUACCGCUUUAUAAACUCUGAUCGAUUUCA
Ostrinia nubilalis (European corn borer) is the source of this 1492-nucleotide messenger RNA. RefSeq lists its product as uncharacterized. The coding region runs from base 141 to 1448 and encodes 435 amino acids. The transcript has 6 exons. NCBI's taxonomy places the organism in Eukaryota, Metazoa, Arthropoda, Insecta, Lepidoptera, Crambidae. The record is from RefSeq and is a predicted model, not a curated record.